Messenger RNA from Enterobius vermicularis (human pinworm), 1422 nucleotides. The record is from the annotation of a GenBank genome assembly. NCBI's taxonomy places the organism in Eukaryota, Metazoa, Nematoda, Chromadorea, Rhabditida, Oxyuridae.
AUGCCACUGAAUUCGCUUAAUCAACUUUGUACGAAUGACAGUGGUCAAGUUCCAGAAGAUGAGAGAAAAUCAGAAACACCACCUCCAAUACUGGAGUGCUAUGCAAAUGCACAAAAUGUUGACGGUACAAUGGUUGUUGAAGAUUAUAUGAGGAUGAAUGGUAAUGAUGAGGCUCCUAUUAUAUUGGCCAAUGAAACUUUACCCGAAUCGCAGCAACCGCACAGUAUUUAUGGUCCUGUUAAUCUUGAACUUCCCAAAGCUACUACAAGUAACGAAAUUAAAAAAGCAGUUAUUCCACGGCGUGAAAAAAAAUUUGUUUCACCGGUUGAGAAUACUGCAGUUCGUCGGUCUAGCAGACAAAUUAAGCGCAAAUGGAGGUCAAGUGAUAUAGCCGAAGAGACUGGUCCAAUUAAGGGCGUUAUCCGUGUUGGUGAUAAUUAUCAGGCUGAUGUUCCAGAAUGGCUUGAAAAUGUCAAACUGGAACCGUUAUCUGAAGAUGACGAAAAUGAAAAAGAAGAAUGUUUAUGGAAGUAUGAUGGUAGCAUCAAUCUUCUCGAGUUGGAGCAGUAUUGCCAAGCUGCAAGACGACAGUUUGGAAUGGAUCCAUCAAAUGUUUUGGAGAGUUUGCAGCAUAACAACUUUGAAGUCAGAACUGCUAUGGAACAUGCUGAGGAGUAUGUACCUAAACCAGAGAAACCGUUUUCCACUGAUGAACAAAGACUGUUCUGUAAAGGGCUGGCGACUCACGGAAAAGAUUUUCGCCUGAUUCGCAACGAACUUAUUCCAUCGCGAACUGUUCGCGAGCUGGUAAAAUAUUAUUACGACACCAAAAACGCAAGGUGUUUUGGAUGUAUGAAGAAAUGCUGUCCGAAACUACUUCGGUUGGCAGCUCCAGAAGCCUGUGUUAUAGUCAGUUCUCAAUGUGAAAAUUGCGCUGGAACCUCUGCAGUUGCUGGGAAGGCUGAAAUUGUUCGCCUUUGCGAACUUUGUAGCCUGUAUCGGCGAAAAACGGGGAAGAUGAGACCCAUUCACAGUUUAAAUAGGAAGGUUAUAAAAACUGAAGGGGUAAAAGAUGAAAAUUUUCAUCAAGACCAACCUACAAACAGUUUGGGCGUUCCUUCAUUGAUUAGUGGGAUAAGUUGUCAAAACCACGUAUGUAGUUACACAGCGCCAAGAUUGGGCCGCUUGCAGAAAGAAACUCGUUGGACACCACAUGAAACUGAAGUUGCUGUUCAAGCAUUCUACUCUUAUGGAAAGGAUUUCCAGGCAGUAUCGACAGCCGUUGGUAGUAAAUCUGCAGCAGCUGUAAAACGUUUUUAUGCGGAGAAACAGUCGACAUAUCGUCUUGAUUUUGCUAGUGUAGAAGAUUUUCGGGGAUCUCAUAUAGGAUUUAUAAAAUUAGCAGACGAGAAGCAGGGUUAA